UUCUAGUGACUGGAUCCUUUCCAGCUGGUGCCUGGGAAAUGGCAGCCACUACUAAUUCAGCCUUGAAGACAGUACCAUGCCCACUCAGCACCAUUAUGUAGAAGAUAGAACUCAAGAGGAGCCGCCCUGCCUGGAGCUAGCCUGGGGGAGAGCCAGGGUCCCCCAACCCCUGGGAUGACCGUGGCCAGCCGGGCCAACCCCUACAGCAUCGUGUCAUCGGAGGAGGACGGGCUGCACCUGGUCACCAUGUCGGGCGCCAAUGGCUUCGGCAACGGCAAGGUGCACACGCGGCGCAGGUGCCACAACCGCUUCAUGAAGAAGAAUGGCCAGUGCAACACUGAGUUCGCCAACAUAGACAAGAAGCCACAGUGCUACCUGGCUGACAUGUUCACCACCUGUGUGGACAUCCGCUGGCGUUACAUGCUGCUCAUCUUCUCACUGGCCUUCCUUGUCUCCUGGCUGCUGUUUGGUGUCAUCUUCUGGGUCAUUGCGGUGGCACACGGUGACCUGGAGCCGGCUGAGGGCCUCAGCUGCACACCCUGUGUGAUGCAGGUGCACGGCUUCAUGGCGGCCUUCCUCUUCUCCAUCAAGAUGCAGACCACCAUCGGCUAUGGGCUGCGCUGUGUGACGGAGGAGUGCCCGGUGGUGGCCGUCUUCAUGGCGGUGGCCCAGUCCAUCGUGAGCUGCAUCAUCGACUCCUUCAUGAUUGGUGCCAUCAUGGCCAAGAUGGCAAGGCCCAAGAAGCGGGUACAGAUGCUGCUGUUCAGCCACAACGCCGUGGUGGCCCUGCGUGAUGGCAAGCUCUGCCUCAUGUGGCGUGUGGGCAACCUGCGCAAGAGCCACAUUGUGGAGGCCCAUGUGGGCGUGCAGCUCAUCAAGCCGCGGGUCACCGAGGAGGGCAACUACAUCCCGCUAGACCAGAUCGACAUAGAUGUGGGCUUUGACAAGGACCUGGACCACAUCUUUCUGGUGUCACCCAUCACCAUCCUGCACGAGAUUGACGAGGCCAGCCCGCUCUUCGGCAUCAGCCGGCAGGACCUGCAGAUGGGCGACUUUGAGAUCGUGGUCAUCCUGGAAGGCAUGGUGGAGGCCACAGCCAUGACCACCCAGGCCCGCAGCUCCUACCUGGCCAAUGAGAUCCUGUGGGGUCACCGCUUUGAGCCCGUGCUCUUCGAGAAGAACCAGUACAAGAUCGACUACUCGCACUUCUACAAGACCUAUGAGGUGCCCUCUACACCCCGCUGCAGCGCAAAGGAUCUGGUGGAGAACAAGUUCCUGCUGCCCAGCGCCAACUCCUUCUGCUACAAGAACGAGCUGGCCUUCCUGAGCCGUGAUGAGGAGGAUGAGGCGGACGGAGACCAGGACAGCCAAAGCCGGGACGGCCUCAGCCCCCAGGCCAGGCAUGACUUUGACAGACUCCAGGCUGGCGGCGGGGUCCUGGAGCAGCGGCGCUACAGACGGGAGUCAGAGAUCUAAGCCAACCUUGGCAGACAUGCAGCAUCCACCCCGGGCCGGGGAGAGGCCCCGCGGUUGCUCAGGGGCCCCGGGUUUGAGCAGAACGGGCCCAGUGCCCUGCCGUUGCAGACUCAGUAGCGUUUUAGUUGUUUUAUGUUUCUUUGCAACGGCCUCAGAAGGUUGGCCGGAGAGGGGGCAGCCAGAGCGGCAGCCCCCGGCCUCAGAGGCUAUCACAGGCUCAGGGCAAAGAAGUGGCCUCCUGCGGGGCCAGGCCACGGGGGCCAGGGCUUCUGCCUGAAGAUGGAGCUGCAGCCUGCGGGGAAGCAGCUCAGCUUGAUGGUGGGUCCAGCCUCUGCUGUCCAAGGCUGGCUAGCUGCGGUGCUCCUUGCUGGUUUUUAACAUGGGGAGAAACACCGGGUUUCAGCUUUCUCGACCUUAGCUUGGGUGAGACUGUUUACAAAAAAAAAAAAAUUACCAUGCAAUUGAAAAAAAUUAUUUUAAUUCAUAGGGGGCAAAAAGAACAAUUAGAAUUCCAUGGGUCUACCGGGAUGCAGCAGCUGGCUGGAGGCUCCAGAGGGUUCCCCGAGGUGGGACCGGCCUCUCCCCGUGUGUGUGGGCACUGCAGUCCCUGGGCAAGUAGGGUGUUCUGGGACCGCACUUUGUCGAGCUCAUGAGCCAGCUAGGCUCUGUUUGUGAUAGAAAAAUCAAGACCAUGUUAAUGAUCUUAAUAAAAGCUUUCUGCUGUCUUUGGGGUGCUGGGUGGGUCUGGGAAGAAACUGGUUUGAGCUUUUAGAGUUUGCCUUUGUACCUUAGAGAUGUGUCUCAGGGCCAGGCAUGGGACUUGCCAUCGAGGGUUCCUCCUCCCACCCUCAAUUUUCCUGUUUUGCUUCUCUCUCCAUUUCUGUCCAGGCCUCCGCCCCUUCCACAGUGAGGGGUGGUUAGGAGCCAUAGGCUGGGAUGGCUCCUUGGGAAGAGAAGUCAGGAUCCCAGGCUAGGAGGAAGCUGGCAGCCCGGUCCCCACUGGGCCUACAGUGUGAGUCGUGCGUUAGAGACUCCGUGUUAUCCUGUUAUUUCUGGGAUCGAUCAUCUCCCCCCAAGUCUGUCCCACCCCACCUCGCCCAUACCUCCACUGCUGAAGUUCCUCCAGCCCCUCUGUCUGCCUUGUGAAGGUGGCAGGGGCCAGGUCUGCCUGACAUAGGACCACAUCCUGUCCCUCCCUCACCUGGAGCAGCACAGCGGAGUUCAGGCAGGGCACAGCCAGGCCCUGGUGAGCGCUGAAUGGCAGAGGAAAGAUCUUAGGAAAGGAGAGGAAUCACCACCCCCUCCUGCCAACUGGGAUGACCGGAAGUGAGCGUGUGCAUCUGGCUCGUGUGUAGGAGGCUGUGUGUGUGCCCAUGUGAACCCAUGUACUUGAGUGUGUGUCUGUGUGCAGCCUAUGCCUGCUGCUCAGAGCACGGUGGCCACCCCCUGAGCCUCUGCUGGUGCUGUGCUGCCCAGUCCCCACCCAGAGGGUCCUGGGGGGUGGGGAGGAGCCACUGUUGGGAGGCCCCUGUAUAGGGUGUCUGCCCUGCGUGAGGUCAUAGAAUGUCAAAUUAUUUUAAAUGGUGAAACUGGAGAAUUUUCAUGUUAUUUUCAAUACAUAGCAGUAUCUAAAGACGUAGGCGAUGAGACUAGACCACAUUAAAUGCAUUUUGAUCUCUUUGA
This is a messenger RNA of Gorilla gorilla gorilla (western lowland gorilla), 3159 nucleotides long. RefSeq names its product ATP-sensitive inward rectifier potassium channel 12-like. The transcript has 2 exons. NCBI's taxonomy places the organism in Eukaryota, Metazoa, Chordata, Mammalia, Primates, Hominidae. Gene Ontology annotation, molecular function: inward rectifier potassium channel activity. The record is from RefSeq and is a predicted model, not a curated record. Gene Ontology annotation, biological process: potassium ion import across plasma membrane; regulation of monoatomic ion transmembrane transport. The coding region runs from base 175 to 1476 and encodes 433 amino acids. Gene Ontology annotation, cellular component: plasma membrane.